Teleopsis dalmanni is the source of this 2153-nucleotide messenger RNA. Its product is annotated as organic cation transporter protein. Gene Ontology annotation, biological process: transmembrane transport. The transcript is spliced from 8 exons. The record is from RefSeq and is a predicted model, not a curated record. Bases 330 to 1973 code for a protein of 547 amino acids. Gene Ontology annotation, cellular component: membrane. NCBI's taxonomy places the organism in Eukaryota, Metazoa, Arthropoda, Insecta, Diptera, Diopsidae. Gene Ontology annotation, molecular function: transmembrane transporter activity.
CUCAAUAUUAAAUAAUAUAAUCAUUAUGAAGUGGCCCUUAAUAUUUGGAGUGAUAACAAUUAAAAUAGAAAAAUAUUCGUACUACUUUGUUUGUGCACGGGUCAGGCUUAUCCACAUAGCGUUCCGUUGUAUCUUAUUUUGGAUUCGUCGCAUUUAAACUUGAAUUAUCUUAUGAAUUUAGCAUUAAAAAUGCACAAUCAGGGAAAUGAGAAAUUAUUUGCACGACAUAACCAGAUGCUCAGGUCUGUUAAAAAGUAAAUAAAAUCCAGAGAAAAACAGUUUUGUAAACGCGCUUAGAAAGUUCGUACCACGGCCGAUCAAACAGUGAAAUGCUGGAAAUCGAUAAGAUUCUUGAAAAAUGUGGUGAUUGCCAUUUUCUGCAGGCACUCAUGCUGGUACUCUUCUGCGUUAUAAAUUGUCUAUCCGCAAUGCACUAUUAUUCGCAGACAAUAAUUAGUUUUGUGCCUCGUUACUGGUGCGCUGAUGGAACCGAUGAGCACUUCAGAACGCAGCCGCUUGCUGGUGUUGAUUCGGACUCUAGUUGUCUGCCAGCGAGUUUUGUUAGUUCGGAAAAUAUUACCGAAGAGUGUAAACAAUUUGACUAUGAGUACUUUAUGGGCUACGAAAGCAUUACAAGCGAACUCAAUUGGAUUUGUGAUUCAGCGUGGAAAUUAACACUUGGACAGUCUAUGUUUUUCGUAGGCUCUGUGGUGGGCAGUUUAAUUUUUGGGUUCUUAGCUGACUUAUGGGGUCGGAUGCCUAUAUUGAUAAUAGCGAACUUAGUUGCCAUGGCUGGAAAUAUUUUGACAAUUUUUGGCACCACUUUACCACUUUUCUGCUUAUUUCGUUUUAUAUCGGGAUUGGCUACUGAUAGCAAUUUUGUUAUGAUGUACAUAUUAGUAAUGGAAUACUUGCGUCCAUCACUGCGCACUCUUGGUCUUAGCAUUUGUAUUGGACUUUUUUAUUGCUUGGGCUCUAUGGCGGCCCCAUGGAUAGCAGUACUAAUGAAAACUUGGCGCGGGUUUUUGGUUGUUACUUCAGUUCCCUUUGCCAUGGUGCCAUUAUUUUAUUUUGUAGUACCAGAGAGUGUGCAAUGGCUAAUAUCUAAGCAGAAAUACGAGCGAGCAGUGGAAUGUCUCAAACGUGUAGCCAAAAUUAAUGGGCGCGUUGUAGAAGAGUCAGUUUAUAAGGACUUUAUUAAUGAAUGUAAGCGUGCUCAACUCAAUAGCAAGACAAAUGAAAAUAUUUGGGGUUUACUUAAGACGCCGCGUUUAAGGAAAAAUACAUUGAUACUCUUUUUUAAAUCUAUGGUUAUAACUUUGUGUUAUGAUGCAGUUUCUAGAAAUGUACAGGGACUAGGCAUUUCACCUUUCAUCCUCUUCUCAUUGAGCUCUACAACAAUCCUGCCAGCUUGCGUGCUGCUGAUAUUGCUGCAAGAUCGCAUAGGUCGCAAAGCUAUGGCAUCAAUUUCUCUUUUACUAAGUGGCAUUUUUAUAUCGGUAACUGGAGGAAUAUUAUUUAAAACCGAUGUGACCGAUGUGCAUGAUACAAUUUUAGUAGUCACACUAUCAAUAAUUGGUCGUUUUGGUGUCACGGUAGCUUAUAAUUCUGGUGCUCAAUAUGCUACGGAAUUAAUUCCAACCUGUGUACGGGGCCAGGGUGUAGCUGUAGUACAUGUCAUGGGAUACGCAUUUACUUUCUUUAGUUCCUAUAUACUUUUAACGCGCAAUAUUUUCUCACCCCUGCCUGAAAUCAUUUUAGGACUCAUAUCAUUACUGGGAGCAGCUUUGUGUUUAUUGCUACCGGAGACACUUAAUAAAACAUUACCGACAUCGUUGGAGGAUGGAGAAAACUUCGGUAGGAAUGAGCGUUGGUAUCAGUUCAGUUUCAUGGAAAAACGCACACAGUCUUCUGAUGUCUUAUCUGAAAGUAACACAGCUUCGAUGCCAAGCAGGGACUUGAGAAAUUCAUAAUAAUUGAAGGCAUUACUAAUUUUUUUUAAAAUAAGAUAGCUUAAAUUAAUAGGAAAUCAGUCUGUAAAAAAAGCUUUAAUAACUUAAAACAUUCAAUAAUUUUAGGUAUAAUUUCUUUUAAAAACAAAUUACUGGCUUAAUUGUAUUCAUGGGAUCUCUGGCAAUAAAGACAAAUUUUGU